This is a messenger RNA of Coniosporium apollinis CBS 100218, 1620 nucleotides long. RefSeq lists its product as uncharacterized. The record is from RefSeq and is a predicted model, not a curated record. The coding region runs from base 1 to 1620 and encodes 539 amino acids. Gene Ontology annotation, molecular function: FAD binding. The transcript has 3 exons. NCBI's taxonomy places the organism in Eukaryota, Fungi, Ascomycota, Dothideomycetes.
AUGUCUGCCCUAACUCCUCAGCACAUUAACGACUUCCAUGCCUUGCUUCCCGCAGAGGAGGUCAUCGGCCCCUCGUCUCCCCUGUACAAAGACAACACACUCUGCUGGGCUUAUCAAAAAGACCUAAAGCCCGCACUCGUCCUCUGUCCCACCUCCCUUCCCUCUCUCCAAGCUACACUCAAGUACCUCAGCAACAGCGAGCUCGAUUUCGCUAUACGCUCCGGCGGCUGCGGCUCAAGCUCCGCCAAAGAUGUUAUCCUCAGCAUGAGCGCCUUUAACGACUUCACUUUCAACGCGGAGGAGGAGACAGUUCUUGUCGGCGCAGGCCAAACGUGGGGCGACAUCUACCGCAAGAUGGAAAGCCUCGCGCCCGGCUUCGCAGUUGUCGGCGCGCGAACUCCAUACGUCGGCGUCGGCGGAUCCAUAUUGAGCGGUGGUAUCUCGUGGCUGAGCCACGAGUUCGGACUAGCAGCCGACCCCCAAAAUAUGCUGGACGCGCAGCUCGUACUGCUUGACGGGCGGGUGGUUUGGGCUUCUGAGGAGCCGGCGCUGCUGUGGGCGCUGCGGGGCGGUGGGGGCAACUUUGGCGCUCUUGUGGCUGUGAGGCUGAAGUGCUAUCAGUACACCGACUCCAUCUACUCCGGCAGUAUUUACUUCCCGAUUGAGGCGCUCGAGCAGGUCUCGGUCGCCGUGUCUGAGUUCGCUAAUCGUCCUUCGGACCCGAAGAUGGCGAUGCAUGUCUUCCUUGGCGGUUGGGAGAGUAGUGAGAUUACGGGCGAGCCGGCGAAACCCCCGAUGUCGAUUAUGGUAUACGAUGCGCAUGGCGAAGCACACGGCAGAAGCGAGCAGGGGUUUAAGUGGGCCUUGAACAUUCCUGGUGCUGUCGACGAGACUUCCACUAUGACCCUCCGAGCCGUAGGCGACCUCCAAGAGGUCGUCCGCCCAAUGUUCGGCGCCCUUCACUCCCACCUCGCCGCCAGCAUCGUACAAGACAUCGACCCGGACUUUCUCCUCCGUGCCUGGAACUGGCUCCACACAGCCAUCCAUACCGAUAGUCGGCUCGGCGCUGGGACCUUUGUUUUGCUGGAGAUCAUGCAGGAGAAAGCCUUUGGGUCGGCCGGCGCCAAUGAUUCAACCGCCUGGCCCCACUCCUCCAGCCGUCACAUCUUGCAGCUGUUGACGGGAUUCGCGCCGGGGUCUGGCUGCUCGGACGAGCUGGCGCUGAAACUGCUGGAGACGGCUCCUGGUGAGAUCUCCUCUGGGAGGCAUGUGGACGGAGAUUACUUCCCCAACUUCCUCAACGGGUACAUGCAGCUCGGCAAGGUGGAGCUUGCGGGUCUCAACAAGGAAGAUGUCCUGAUUAUCACCGGUCAAGACUACCCUACCACCUUCUCCCACGAGAUCUACGGCAUCGUUACCAAGGUCGGCGCGGAUGCUCGAGGUCUGGCUGAGGGCGACUGUGUGGUUGGCUUCAGCUUCGACAGAUUCGCAACGUUUCAGCGUACAUCAGCAUACCUCCUACGGAAGGUUAAGGCCGGUGAGAAUGUUGCUGAAAUGCUGACCUUGCUAAUGGCCUACUCCGGCGCCCUCCACGCUUUGACGACCUUGGGCGAUGCCUAA